AUGAGUGAUUUUGAUGGAAACUUCAUGGAAAUGACGUCGUUUUGGGCUCCACCGUCCAGUCCUAGCCCAAGAACGAUAUUAGCCAUGCUGAACCAAAGCGACAAUGUUCAAAAUCCAAUCACUGAGAUCUUCCCUCAGACCAACUUAUCAACUGAUCAUCAUGAGUCUGAACAAAGAUCUAGUCUUGGCGAGAGAUUAGCUGCAAGAAUAGGAUUUAAUCCCCCAAGGCUCGAAAUAGAGGACAUGAGUCCUUUUGGUGCAUUUUUCAGGAACUCGACUGUUCCUACUCCUCUCAUCCCAAUCUCUCCAGGAUUCAGCCCAUCAGCACUGUUGCAAUCUCCAAAUGUAUUCUCUAAUUCCUCAGAGAUUAUCCCUCCUCCUCCGUCUCUAAACACCAAUGACGGACACCCAGAGACGGUGGAAAAUUCCGGUGACGAAGGCCACGCAGCGGCGAUGAUAUUCGACAACGAUCCUCCUCAACAGCCGCUGCUCGUUGAUCUGCCUUCUCAAGAAGGCACUGAUGAUAUUAUUCCAACGGAAGAGACGUCGGUUAAUGUCCCAUCUCAUGAAUCUCAUGUUGAGCCAAUUGGUGCUCCUUUAGUCGCUUCUUUCGACUCUGUAGAAGUUGACGAAACCAAUAUUAUCAACAUGAUCUACGUUGAGAGUCCGGGCGAGAGUGAGAGCGGGGACGAUGACGAUGACGAUGAAGAUACAGAUGGAGACACAGAUGAAGACACAGAUGAAGAUGAAGAUGAAGACGAAGAAGAAGACGAAGAAGAAGAGGAGGAGGACGAACACCACGAGGUCGACAACAUUGCUGAUGAAAUAGAUGACGGACCAUCAUCUCCAAAGAGAAGGAAAGUUGAUUACUCAAGCAUGAUUGGAGCCACAAGAACAAGCAAGCAACAAAGGAUCAUACUUCAGAUGGAGAGCGAUGAAGACCAUCCUGACGAUGGUUACCGCUGGAGAAAAUACGGCCAGAAAAUUGUCAAAGGGAAUCCUAAUCCAAGGAGUUACUACAAAUGCACAUACAUUGGGUGCAAAGUGAAGAAGCAUGUGGAGAGAGGAGCAGACGACGUGAAGGUAGUGGUGACUACGUACGAUGGGGUACACGAGCACCCUGCACCAGUUUCACGCACGAGCGCUUCCGGUUCAAGAAACCGGUCUGGAGAUCAAUUCGGUCGAGCCGCUCGGUUAGGCAGGCCACCUUCUUCCUCUCAAGAAGACAACAUGGCUAGGCCUUUUUCUUACUCGUCGCCGGCCCCGCAGAGUGAUAUGACACAGCUCUACAUGACCGGACUCACUAAGCUGCCGACUCUACCGGUUAACCCGAGCUCGGGUUUCAUGUACCGGAAUGACCAACCCAUGACUGGCGAUGUGGUGGUACCCGACGGUGCAAAUGUUUACAGUGGGAUCAUGAACCACCUUUUUCUUCAGUUUGGUGUCAACUUUGCAUAA
This is a messenger RNA of Microthlaspi erraticum, 1458 nucleotides long. Lineage: Eukaryota; Viridiplantae; Streptophyta; Magnoliopsida; Brassicales; Brassicaceae. The record is from the annotation of a GenBank genome assembly.